AUGUCUCUUAAUAAAGUUGUACAAGAAAAUGUACAAGAAAAAGAUGUACAAGAAAAAGAUGUACAAGAAAUUGAUGUACAAGAAAAAGAUGUACAAGAAAAAGAUGUACAAGAAAAAGAUGUACAAGAAAUUGAUGUACAAGAAAUUGAUGUACAAGAAAAAGAUGUACAAGAAAUUGAUGUACAAGAAAUUGAUGUACAAGAAAAAGAUGUACAAGAAAAAGAUGUACAAGAAAUUGAUGUACAAGAAAUUGAUGUACAAGAAAUUGAUGUACAAGAAAUUGAUGUACAAGAAAUUGAUGUACAAGAAAUUGAUGUACAAGAAAUUGAUGUACAAGAAAUUGAUGUACAAGAAAUUGAUGUACAAGAAAUUUUAGUAUCUACAAUGAUUGAUGAGGAUCUAGUUAAAAUUGAGCAGGAUCUAAUGGAAUAUCUUAAUAAAUCCAGAUUAAUGUUCGGACACACCUCAUCAUAUUCCGAUGUCAAAGAUCAAAUGUUUAAGAUCGAAUGUUAA
Hydra vulgaris (swiftwater hydra) is the source of this 513-nucleotide messenger RNA. RefSeq lists its product as uncharacterized. The record is from RefSeq and is a predicted model, not a curated record. NCBI's taxonomy places the organism in Eukaryota, Metazoa, Cnidaria, Hydrozoa, Anthoathecata, Hydridae.